Messenger RNA from Photinus pyralis (common eastern firefly), 1816 nucleotides. Its product is annotated as bifunctional heparan sulfate N-deacetylase/N-sulfotransferase-like. The transcript has 5 exons. Lineage: Eukaryota; Metazoa; Arthropoda; Insecta; Coleoptera; Lampyridae. Gene Ontology annotation, molecular function: hydrolase activity; heparan sulfate N-sulfotransferase activity. The coding region runs from base 505 to 1188 and encodes 227 amino acids. The record is from RefSeq and is a predicted model, not a curated record.
UGGUCACAAUUAAAAUAAAAAUUAAUGUUUGGCAUAUUUAUUACAAAUGUCAAAUAAACCAACAUAAUUUAUAAACAAAGAAAAAUGGAUAAAUUAGAAAUACAAGGAUAAUUUAUUUCCAAGGUCCUUCUUGAGCAGUUUGUCGAAUACAUAACCAAUGGUGAUGUCUUUAUCAUGUCAAACUCCAACAGCUGAAGGCAAGCAUUAUGAUUAUACUUACGAAACACCACAAGCAGCUGGCAAGCUUUGCCGUAUUGUAUAACUUCGAAAGAAAACAUAGCAAAUGGAGAACGUUUAAAGUGCACCGAAGGUAGUGAUUCAUACCGCGAACUUUAAUAGUUUAUCUACACAUUCCACAAUAUCGAGUGUUUUGAGUGCCAUUUACCCAGUGUCAUUUGCGCCGUCUCAAUUUCGUAGCAUACUUCAGUACCUUACGGAUCUACCAAACGUACCCUUUCAAUAACCAAAGUCAAUUGUUAUAUAGUUUCCUCUAGUAAGUAAAUUAUGGCCGAUCUUGCGCCACUCUUGGAAGCGAAAGAUAAACGGUUUGAGCCUAAUUUAGGAAGACGAUUUCAUUCUAACAUUAAUAGGAGAUUUUAUACGAAUUCCGUACGAAAACCGUGUUGGAUUUUGCGACCCCUUAGUCUUAGAAGAUGUGUUCUAGCUAUAACCGUACUAUGUAUUUUAUCGAUUAUAUAUUUUUCGCAUUAUACGUUUAACUCGCCAUUAACUAGUUUGAUACAUCGAAACACUAGACCUGAACCAAAUAUUAAGUGCAGUAUUAUGAAUGGACCACGUUUGCCUCAGAAUCAUGAUCAUAAGACGGAAGCGCGGUUACGGAGUGACCCCAAGGUCCUUGUCUUUGUGGAGACGAUGUAUUCGAAACUUGGACGGGAAAUUGCCGAGCUUUUGGUGUACACUAGGAUUAAGUACAAAGUUGAAGUCUCCGGUAAAAGCUUGCCCGUUCUAACUAAUCUGGAUAAAGGAAGAUAUGGAGUUAUUGUUUUCGAGAAUUUCAAUAAGUAUCUGCAAAUGGAUAACUGGAACAGGGAGCUUUUAGAUAAAUAUUGUCGGGAAUAUAUGGUGGGAGUGAUUGGGUUUAUUAAUCCCAGUGAGGAAACGCUAAUUGGUGCACAGCUGAAAGGAUUUCCUUUGUUUAUUUAUACCAAUUUAAAACUUAAGGUAUGAGGAUAUGCCGAGGGGUUGAACAUCUACGUUUUAGUGUGCAUCAUAUUUAACAUUUACCUGAUCGUUACUAUUUCAUUUUGUGUUGUAAUUGAAUUGCACCUUUAACGCCCAUAUUAUAUUAAUACUUUAAAAGGAUUUGUUUAAUAUGUUUAGAUUGAUGUACGCAGUGUAUACAUUCAUUCUUACACAUGCUCAAUAUGGUACAUGUACAGGGUAUUAAAGUGACCAAAAAGUUUCCAAACAUUGUUAUUUUACGAACUAUCAGCGGCGCCCCAAAAAAAGUUCAGGGGUAGAAAAUUGAACAUGACCCAUGAAAAUGCAAUACCCUGUAGACCCAUGAUGUAAAUCCUUCCGCUUAACUUAUAUUCCAAAUUUGAGCAAAACUGCAGAAGAUAUAAUGAAAAACCUUAAAAUAUUUUGAAAUUUUAACACUGUAUAUCAAGUAACGAGGCGUUUGCGGACCUAUGUUAAUAUGAACUUUUGGUAAAUAAUCCAAGGAAUUAGUCCCUUCCUUAUUUAGGAACACCCUGUAUAUUUUAGAUUUAGUUUAAUGGUCCCACUUAUUGUUCUGUUGGUGUGUUCACCUCUAUUCCACCAUCUGUUCCUUUAACUAGUUUCUUGUAUUGUA